UGCUACCGACGACUGGCAGUUUAUUCCACCGCCAGGGUAUGACGUGAGCGGAUGGUAUGAAACGGACUGGAACGACUGAGAGGAACAUCAAAGACGACGACAACGACAGCGACGAAGACGAUGCGCAUAGUUUUACUCGGAGCAUUGUGUGCUCUAUUACCCAAGUCACAUAUCUACUCGGAGGCAGCAGUAGUGGGACGCAUCAUCCGGACUGGUACCGACGAACACGACCUUAUUUUUGAUCUUUGGGAAGAAACUGCAAGCAUGGUGCGAAGGCGUUUUCUUGAAUCUUGUUUUGGGUCAUCGGGGCAUCUAUCAGAGGGUGCUCGUCAUUGGGGGAUCACAGUACACGGAACGGGAGGAGGAGGAGGAGGAGGAUGUGAAUCUUUUUGUUUAGGAGCUUCAUUUGGGAAAGGGGCAUGUCUUGAUUUUUUGUCGUCUACAUAUUUGCGGAUACAUGUCGGUGUGUCAUGGGCACUGGGCACGAGGGGGUUGAAAUCACCCUUUCAACCCUGCUGCCCCCCCUAAUUCGUCUCCUUGGGCUUUCCCUUAAAUUUGCUUUUUACAUGGACAGGAGGGGGGACAUCAUCUCUCGCGAGAGGGCAUUGUUCACGUUUUGUUGUUUCUUGAACGGAUUUUCAUUGUCAUAAAGGCAUGGGGAUUGGGUGUUUUCUCUUCUUGUUUAUAUUGUUUCUUGAGGUUCAGAUGGG
This is a messenger RNA of Colletotrichum phormii, 710 nucleotides long. RefSeq lists its product as uncharacterized. Bases 121 to 528 code for a protein of 135 amino acids. The transcript has a single exon. NCBI's taxonomy places the organism in Eukaryota, Fungi, Ascomycota, Sordariomycetes, Glomerellales, Glomerellaceae. The record is from RefSeq and is a predicted model, not a curated record.